UCUAAUUUGAGCAUGAAGUUGAAUCCCAACACACCCGCGUAAUGUUGAUCAAAACUUAGAGAGGUCAAGUAUAAGUUGUUCAGAAGUGUCCCUGAAUUGCAUUGAAGCAAUGGGAGCUCCAAUGAAGUACAUCUGUGUUCUAGUGUUUCUUGUGGUUUUGAGCAUUGCUGGCUUCAAUGGAGUAGAUGGAUAUGGGUCAUGUGGGAAACAUAACAUCGAGAAGGAAGCUGAGAAGCUGGCUCCUUGUACAAAGGCAGCACAAGAUUUGAAAGCUCCAGUUUCCAAGCGUUGCUGCACUGUCGUGGAGAAAAAGCUCAAGAAUCCUGGCUGCCUGUGUGCUAUUAUGUUAUCUCACACAGCUAAGAAUGCUGGAGUCAAGCUAGAAGUUGCUGUGACCAUUCCCAAACGCUGCAACAUUCCUGCUCGUCCCGUGGGUCACAAGUGUGGAGCUUUCCCACUGGUUUAG
Theobroma umbraticum is the source of this 466-nucleotide messenger RNA. RefSeq lists its product as uncharacterized. Lineage: Eukaryota; Viridiplantae; Streptophyta; Magnoliopsida; Malvales; Malvaceae. Gene Ontology annotation, molecular function: fatty acid binding. The record is from RefSeq and is a predicted model, not a curated record. Gene Ontology annotation, biological process: systemic acquired resistance.